UACUUUAUCAACAUUUCAUCCCUAGCGACAGGCAUCUCAGGAACUGACAACUGAAAAGUGUAAUUUACGUACUUUGGUCCUGUUUGACUGUAUUAUCAAAGAAGAUAUCUCAAGUUGCUGAGUAAAAACAGAAAUGACAGCUACGGAAGAAGAAACAAGUGCUGAAAAUAAAGCUAUAGAAGAGUUAAGGAAAAGAUUUGAUGGAGAGUUAAGUCCUAAAAUGUACGAGGAUACCUAUAUGUUCCACCGAUUUUUAAAAGCUCGAAAUUUCAAUAUAAAUGAUGCCGAAACUAUGCUCAGAAAGCAUCUUGAAUGGAGAAAGGCAGAAGAUAUUGACAACAUCUCUUCCUUUAAACCUUCUGAGGUAUUGCAGAAAUUUAUGGCUCAAAGUAUAUGUGGAUACGAUAAAGAUGGAUGUCCAGCCCGAUACAUUCCUUUUGGCAAAUUAGACCCAAUAGGUAAAAAGUCGUUUAA
Messenger RNA from Stegodyphus dumicola, 474 nucleotides. Its product is annotated as SEC14-like protein 2. The record is from RefSeq and is a predicted model, not a curated record. Lineage: Eukaryota; Metazoa; Arthropoda; Arachnida; Araneae; Eresidae. Gene Ontology annotation, cellular component: cytoplasm.